Molecule: messenger RNA, 345 nt
Organism: Lolium perenne
Lineage: Eukaryota; Viridiplantae; Streptophyta; Magnoliopsida; Poales; Poaceae
Product: acidic endochitinase-like
Biological process (GO): carbohydrate metabolic process
Cellular component (GO): extracellular region
Molecular function (GO): chitinase activity
Source: RefSeq, a predicted model, not a curated record
AUGAAAAGCCAAGCUCUCACCCCAUUCUUGCUCGCUGGCUCCCUCGUCGUGGCUUUCCUCGCCACAUGCCAGGCCGGCAGCAUAGCCGUCUACUGGGGCCAGAACGACGGCGAGGCGUCGCUGGCCGAGACGUGCGCGUCCGGAAACUACGAGUUUGUCAUCCUUGCUUUCCUUCCCAAGUUCGGCAAGGGCCAGACGCCGGAGCUAAACCUUGCCAGCCACUGCGACCCCUCGUCAGGUGGCUGCAGAAGCCAGAGCAAAGAUAUCCAGUCGUGCCAGCGCAGCGGCGUCAAGGUCCUGCUCUCCAUCGGCGGCGGCGACGGGACACUACAAGAAUGGUGCUAG